CGUUCCACUCGGCUAGCGCUGCCAUCAGAGCGGUCUCUAUGGGAAGCCGAUGUGAAGCCGGCCGUGCUGUCGAUGCUGGCCCGGUGAGGGCCUCUCCGCCACGCCUGGGCGAGGAUUCCUACGGCAGCAGGCACCGCCCGGAGCUCUGGCGUAUCCCCGCGCGGCACCGCUGCUGAGUGCCCCUCGCCGGGUCAGGGGGCAGCGCCGGCCCGGCCCGUCCGCCCGCGGGCCGCGGGGGUGGCCGCCCGUGUUUACUGCCCCAGCAGGGGCUGCGAGGAUGCGCUGCCACCUCCCGCAACUUCUGCCUCGCCAUGCCAUGGCCUCUGAAUGAAACUCGCCCAACUCGGCCGAGUCAUUCUCACAUGACAAAGGUUUUGAGACAGCUUCAUCUUCGUCUGUCUGUAAUUUCCAUUUGCCUUCCUGGGUCACAGUAAUGAAAGGCAGUAGUAGGAAUAAGGAUCACUCAACAGAAGGUGAAGGAACUGGGAAGCGACCAAAAAGGAAGUGUCUUCAGUGGCAUCCCCUGCUUGCCAAGAAACUCCUUGACUUCUCUGAAGAGGAAGAAGAGGAAGAAGAAGAGGAAGAUAUUGAUAAGGUGCCGCUCCUUGGCCCUGAUGGUUUAGAGCAGGAUGCUGAUGAGACUGAAGAUGACGAGUCCUCAGAGCAACGAGCUCGCCGACCAAUGAAUGCGUUUCUCUUGUUCUGCAAACGCCACCGCUCUCUUGUGCGGAAAGAACACCCUCGCCUCGAUAAUCGUGGCGCAACCAAGAUCUUGGCAGAUUGGUGGUCUGUUCUAGAUCCAAAAGAAAAACAGAAAUACACUGACAUGGCCAAGGAGUACAAGGAUGCAUUUAUGAAAGCAAACCCAGGAUAUAAGUGGUGCCCCACAACCAACAAACCUGUGAAAACGCAGACAUCGAGUGUUACGAACAGGAAAAAGCUAUGGGCCAUUGCAUCAGACUCUGCAAAAGACUUACCAAGCCCAAGGAAAGUAACCAAAAGUGAAGAAAUGCCACAGCUAAACUUUGGGAUGGCAGAUCCUACCCAAAUGGGAGGCCUGAGUAUGCUGCUUCUAGCAGGGGAACAUGCACUUACUGCACAAGAGGUUUCCUCCAGUACUUGCCAGUCUGAUACAUCUAAUUCUACAGAAGCCUGUCAGAAGUCAUCAUUGUUUCAGUUUGCAGAGAUCUCUUCCAACACGUCACAGCCUGGAGUCCUGGGGGCAGUAAAACAAACGGAGGAGUCUGCAUUGUUUCAGUUUGCUGAGAUCUCAUCAAAUACUUCCCAGUUGCCAAGUCCUGAGCCAGUAAAGCACUGUGGGAAGUCGGCACUCUUCCAGUUGGCAGAGAUUUCUUCAAGUACAUCCCAUUCAGGGCCUUCGGAUUUAACAAAACAGUGUGGAACAUCAGCAUUAUUUCAGCUGGCAGAGAUGUGCCUUGCUUCAGAAGGAGUAAAAGUGAAAGAACCUGGGAAAACAAAAGUGGAAGCACUGGAAGAUGAGGAAGGGGAAGUUUCAGAGGACAUGGAAGUAGAACUGGAGAAAACAACAGUAAAAGACUCCAGUAAUAGAAAAGUAGAACAAUCAGAGAUAGAAAAAAUGCAAAACCCAGAUGAAACAAAAGCUGAGGAAUCAGAAACUGCAAAAUGCAGAGAAUUUACUAGUCUUGCAUUGGAAAACAGUCCUUUUGAGAGGAAGGAUAACACAAAGGAUCACGUGUGCCGUUCUCCAGAGCUUUUCCUGAGUGACAUGACUAUCCUUGGGCUAAAGCCAGAAAAGAUAAAGAAGAAAAAGAAAAAAAAUAAGUUGGACCGGCACACAAAUGAAAAAUCCACCCCCAAAAAAUCUUGUAAAAAGAGGCAGUCCUCCGAGUCGGACAUUGAAAGUGUAAUGUACACAAUUGAAGCCGUGGCCAAGGGGGACUGGGGUGCUGAGAGACUCACGGAUACCCCCCGCAAAAAGAACCGCCCUGUCUCAAAUGUGAAGGGAAGCAUGUUGGAUACAAAAUCACCAAAGAAAAAAGUGAAAUCAAAAGAAAAGAAAACAUCAAAGGAGAAACCAACGGAGACCACCAAAGAAUCCAAGCUUCCCGAUUUCCUAAGUAUUGAAGCCAGCAAGGAAGUACCGUGUGAGGCUUCUGAUAACAUUAAAGUGGAACCACUGACCCCAACAGAGGAGGUGGUACCCCAGAGCUUACCAGAACAGGUCAAAACUGAGGACAGUGACUGUGUUAAAAAGAUAGAAACCUGUGGCUCCAGGAAAUCAGAGAGAUCUUGCAAAGGUGCUCUUUAUAAAACUCUGGUGUCAGAGGGCAUGCUCACAUCUCUGCGCGCUAACGUGGACAGAGGAAAAAGAAGCUCAGGAAAAGGUAACUCCUCAGAUCAUGAAGGAUGCUGGAAUGAAGAAAUCUGGGCCUUUUCCCCAAGUGGGACAAGUGGGAACAAGAAACUGAAAAAGACUAAGCCAAAGGAAGAGUUUGUUUUUGGCUUAGCAAAAUUGGAAGAAGAAUUUGCAAAGAAAUUCAACAGCCUCCCUCAAUACAGUCCUAUUACCUUUGACAGGAAAAAUUCAGCUGUUUCGAGGAAAAAGCGAAAGAUUGGAAGCGGCUCAUGUGAACUACCAAAAUCCAACAAAGGUUCAUUCCAGUCUCAGAAAAAGAACUUAUUCCACAAAAUUGUCAGCAAAUUUAAGCACAGAAAGAAGCUUAAUGUUCCGGACACAGCCAUACUAUUAGAAGACAGAAAUUCCAGUGAGGCUGCCUGGAAGAAUAAAAUUUCUAUAUCUGCCCUAAACACUCCAGAGCCAGCAAUGAUGCAUGAGCCUUUAGUUGGCAGCCAGAAAAGGAAAGCAAGGAAAACUAAGAUCACACAUCUUGUCCGAACAGCAGAUGGGCGAGUGUCACCAGCAGCAGGGACACUGGAGGAGAAGCCAAAAGAGCUGCCACAAAGUACUCUUCAAAAAUCAUCAAGUGCAGAAACGGAUUGCAACAGUGAAUGCUCCAGAAACACAGAGACAGAAGAAAAUCAUAGUAUUACGUCAGAUAUGCCAGCAGUGUCUGCAUUUUUUAGCUUAGCUGCUCUGGCAGAAGUAGCAGCCAUGGAAAAUGUACACAGAAGUCAGAGGGCCACACCUCUCCCACAUGAUGGACAGCCAAAUGAAAUGUCUCAGGCUCCAGUGCUUAUUUCCUGCGCUGACCAGUGAAGCUCCACUUUAUUGUAAAACAUUGUGCUUUACCUAAUAUCCUAGCCUUGUCUUUACCAAGGGAAGCUAGUCAGUCCAUAUGGUGGAACUAGAGACUGCAAUAAAGUGCUUAUUGCUCUGAGUGGCCCAGAAUUCACUGGAAGCCAGACGUUAGCAACUUGGGCCAGGUCCUCAAAUUGGAACCCAGUGUGUAGGAGGGUGAUAUUGUCUAUUAAUGAACUGAAAUGGAGUGGAAUGAAUGGAAUGAUCCCAGAGCUUGCUUUCUAUUGAAGGCUUUUAAACAGUAAACAGGUGGUUGGUGUGAAAAAGGCUGCCUUUACUGUUAGCUCACACAGCAUCUCUUUUACCAACCAGAGAGUACGACUAGUUUCAUAUAAUAUCUAGUUAUUCUAAAU
Molecule: messenger RNA, 3594 nt
Organism: Passer montanus (Eurasian tree sparrow)
Lineage: Eukaryota; Metazoa; Chordata; Aves; Passeriformes; Passeridae
Gene: BBX
Product: BBX high mobility group box domain containing
Exons: 17
Coding region: 434-3199 (921 amino acids)
Biological process (GO): regulation of transcription by RNA polymerase II
Cellular component (GO): nucleus
Molecular function (GO): RNA polymerase II transcription regulatory region sequence-specific DNA binding; DNA-binding transcription factor activity, RNA polymerase II-specific
Source: RefSeq, a predicted model, not a curated record